CCCCCUUUGGAGAACACUUUCCUUGGGUCCGGGUUUUCCAAGGCUCGUCGCUGAAGAUUUUCCUUGGAUGGGAAAGGACUUAACACUCAGGCCAGUGAGGCAGGAGAUACAAAGACUUCCGGAGAAGGGCCCGUUCUUUGGAUGUGCUGCUCACAGAGAGAUGAAGGGGCAGCAGAAAACAGCUGAGACGGAAGAGGGGACAGUGCAGAUCCAGGAAGGUGCUGUGGCAACUGGGGAGGACCCGACCAGUGUGGCUAUUGCCAGCAUCCAGUCAUCUGCCACCUUCCCCGACCCCAACGUCAAGUACGUCUUCCGAGCUGAGAAUGGGGGCCAGGUGAUGUACAGGGUGAUCCAGGUGUCCGAGGGGCAGCUGGACGGCCAGACCGAGGGGACGGGUGCCAUCAGUGGCUACCCUGCCGCUCAGUCCAUGACCCAGGCGGUUAUCCAGGGUGCGUUCACCAGCGAAGAGGCAGCUGACACAGAGGGGACGGCCGCUGAGACACACUAUGCUUAUUUCCCUGGCGCUGCUGUGGGCGACGGGGCGGGGACCGCGGCCGGGAGUGCAGCCGCUGUUGUCACUACCCAGGGCUCAGAGGCCCUGCUGGGACAGGCCACCCCUCCUGGCACCGGUCAGUUCUUCGUGAUGAUGUCACCACAAGAAGUGCUGCAAGGAGGAAGCCAGCGCUCCAUUGCCCCCAGGACCCAUCCUUACUCCCCGAAGUCAGAAGCUCCCCGGACGACUCGGGAUGAGAAACGCAGGGCUCAGCAUAAUGAAGUGGAGCGGCGCCGCCGGGACAAGAUCAACAACUGGAUCGUGCAGCUGUCCAAGAUCAUCCCCGACUGCUCCAUGGAGAGCACCAAGUCCGGCCAGAGUAAAGGUGGGAUUCUCUCCAAAGCCUGUGAUUAUAUCCAGGAGCUGCGGCAGAGCAACCACCGGUUGUCUGAGGAGCUGCAAGGGCUGGACCAGCUGCAGCUGGACAAUGAAGUGCUUCGCCAGCAGGUGGAGGACCUCAAGAACAAGAACCUGCUGCUGCGCGCCCAGCUGCGGCACCAUGGCGUGGAGGUGGUCAUCAAGAGCGACAGCAGCUGACGGCUCCCUGCGGCGGAGCGGCAGGAAGUCUGGAGCAGUGGCUCCUGGGCCGUGCCUGCCCUGCCCUGCCCACUUCUGGCACGAGACUGGGAGGCUCAGAGGGUGUGUCAGGCAGCAGCCUGCAGGGUGUGAACACGG
Molecule: messenger RNA, 1228 nt
Organism: Pipistrellus kuhlii (Kuhl's pipistrelle)
Lineage: Eukaryota; Metazoa; Chordata; Mammalia; Chiroptera; Vespertilionidae
Gene: USF1
Product: upstream transcription factor 1
Exons: 11
Coding region: 68-1090 (340 amino acids)
Biological process (GO): regulation of transcription by RNA polymerase II
Molecular function (GO): RNA polymerase II cis-regulatory region sequence-specific DNA binding; DNA-binding transcription factor activity, RNA polymerase II-specific; protein dimerization activity
Source: RefSeq, a predicted model, not a curated record